AUGGGUUCUAUGCCAGCAGGUUGGAGGCAGCUCGACAUUGCCGUCGUCGGUGGUGGUAUCGGCGGCAUGUCCGUCGCCACUGCUCUACGUCGUGCCGGCCAUCUUGUUUCCAUUUACGAGCGUAAUGACUUCGCCGGCGAGGUUGGUGCAUCCGUCUCAUGCGCCGCCAACGGUACUCGCUGGCUGCACGAGUGGAAUGUGGAUGUCCAGAAGGGUGACCCAGUCGUGUUGAAGAAGCUCAUCAACCGUGACUGGAAGACUGGCGAGCCUGUGAGCGUCUAUGAUCUGGAUGACUACGAGGAGAAAUGGGGAUUCGUGUACAACAUGUUUCACCGCCAGUAUAUGCAUGCUAUGCUGAAGGACUCUGCUUGUGCCGAAGAGGGCGAGGGAGUUCCAGCCAAGCUGUUCGUCAACCACAGGUGCAAAAACAUUGAUCUGGCAUCUGGUCGAAUAGAAUUCGAGAACGGUGUCUCUGCCACUCACGAUCUUAUCAUCGGCGCUGACGGUAUUGGUUCCGCUGUACGAGGGCUUAUUGGCAUUAACCCUGCCAAGCGCCCUGCCGACUCCAGCUGUCUCCACGCAAACGUUCUCACCGAAGAUGCUGUGAGGCUCGGCCUAGUAGACUACUCUAAAGAUGCCGCACUGGAGUACUGGGGUGGUCAGGAAGGCAAGUGGGACAAGAUCGUUCUGUCACCUUGCAACGGUGGCAAGCUGCUUUCUUACUACUGCUUCUUCCCUCGUGAGAAGGGCGACUAUGUGAACCAGUCUUGGGGCGUUGAUGACCGUCCGGUUGAGGAGCUUCUUGCUCCAUACCCCGAGCUAGACCGUCAGGUCUUUAAGCAUCUCGAAAUCGGAAAGGACAUUCAGCCAUGGCGACUCUGGAUGCACGACCCGUACCCGUAUAUUGCGAAGAGCAUGGUUUGCUUGCUCGGUGAUGCUGGACAUCCGAUGAUGCCUCACCAAAGUCAGGGAGCUUGCAUGGCUAUUGAAGACGCUGCAGCUCUUGGCAUUCUCUUCAACAAGAAGUAUUUCAACGGAGAUAUUUCUGAAUCUCUUGCUGUCUACAAUACCGUUCGCUUGCCUCGUGCUACAAGAGUUCAGGCAGCUGCAGCAAAGGCUGCCUACAACAUCAACGAGCGUAUUGGCUUCUCUAGCAACACCAAUCUGUCCACUUACAAGGUCGAGGAUGAGAAGAAGAAGCUGACCAUUGAGGAGAUGAAUGCCUAUGACAUGUAUAAAGAUAUUGAGGAGAGCCUUGCUGAGAAGCGAGGUGUUCCGUUCACAGAUAAGUUCACCAAAGGGCUACCUAUUGGCUUGAAGCUCUCAAAUGGCGUUACAAUCGGACAAUAG
This is a messenger RNA of Phaeoacremonium minimum UCRPA7, 1350 nucleotides long. Its product is annotated as putative salicylate hydroxylase protein. Gene Ontology annotation, molecular function: FAD binding; monooxygenase activity. The transcript has 6 exons. Lineage: Eukaryota; Fungi; Ascomycota; Sordariomycetes; Togniniales; Togniniaceae. The record is from RefSeq and is a predicted model, not a curated record. The coding region runs from base 1 to 1350 and encodes 449 amino acids.